AAUUAAUUUUAAAGGUAAUCAGCUGAACUUAAUCUUAACAGCACAACCAAUCAUCUGCUUUGCCACAGCUUGGUUGACCUAACAUCCCUAUUUAAAACUGCAUCCACCACUACCCCACUAAUGGCCAUUUACAUGACAUGUGCUCCAUGAUCAGUAGUUGUGUGGUUCCACGCCUCAAAGCUCAGCCAUGGCUGCCUUGAGGUGCUACUCUUCUACUGCUGCAAUCAUAGUCCCAAGGAGGAAGAUUUGUGCAAGAGCUUCCAUGGAUGGCUGCUCCAGUUCCGAAUCCAGGCGACAAGCUUCUAGUUCGGUCAGCUUCACCUGCAAGGUGAACAAGGUUUAUGAGGACAAAAACAUGGGCAUCCUCUGUUACACUGAUGAGACUGGUGAAUUGCUGUGCGAGGGCUUGGAUGAAGGCCCGAGACUAACGAGGCAAGAUAUUGAGAAAUUGACCCAAGAGAGAGAAUCGAAGAACACGGCAGAAGAUUGGCGGGAGAGAGCGCUGCGGAUCGCGGGCGGGAUCGACUGGAGCGGCCUCCAGUCUGCUGCUGCCACGGGGAAGAAGUGAAAAUGGAAGCUGACUUCAAGCUUAGCCCUGUAGAAACGCUGGCUGAUACUGUUAUGUGUAGAUCGAUCUCCAUGGUUGCUUGCUUGCUCGAUCCGUAAUAAGUGUCUUAUGUGUGUAGGUAGGAAGGAAGGAUUGGAGAGCACUGGGGGCUGAUCUAGCUGGUCAACUCCUACUCUUUGUCUCUCUCUGCUGAAUAAGAAAUGAUUUAGCUUCACUGCAAA
Molecule: messenger RNA, 789 nt
Organism: Triticum urartu
Lineage: Eukaryota; Viridiplantae; Streptophyta; Magnoliopsida; Poales; Poaceae
Source: RefSeq, a predicted model, not a curated record